GUACAAAAUUCCAAUCGACCAACCAUCAUCCUUCUUCAAAAAUCACCACAAAAGGUCCGAGAUGAUCAAUUUCAAACCUUCGAAAAGAAAUUCCACUUGCAUCAAUCAAAUCAGACGUGCCUGGCCGAACGGAGAGUAGUUGUCGUGCGAUCGAAUCGAACAAACGAUGAACUCCAGGAACCUCCAAACUUGCUGAGUAAGAAGGACCACCAAGUAGCAACAUUGUUUUGAUCACGACGAAUGCCAUGGGGGAAGAAUCUGUUGUAAAGAAGCGCUCUCUUGGAUCGGCUGCAGCCGCAACGGCGGGAAGCGGGAGGAUCCAACUCCUCCUUCACUGCGUGGAUGGUUGCGUUCCAUACCUAAAUCCUUCCCAGCUAGAACAGCACUUUCCUCCGUCGGAAACCAAAGAUCUGUGGCUCGGACUUGCGGUGCGGGACUCGUGUGUUGCACCGAUUUACGCUAGCGCAGCCGAGAACAAACAGCGAAAAACCAAAACCAAAACCAAAACCAACACAGAUSAGAACCAGUCCACMGAAGACARCAAAAACAAGAACGACAAGAACAACACCAGAGAACAAAAGAUUCGAGGUUACACGUUUKGGGCUUUGUCUCCGGACCCGUGGUUGCUCCCGUACACCCGAUUCACCGUUCCGUCCUUUGGCCUCCAAGAGGCAAACGGGAAAACAUCCAGCACCUCCAACAACGCGGUCCAUGUUUGGACGCCGCACGGAAAGCAAAAGCUCACGCCCGGCCUAUAUGCGACUGCUGCGCUAGAAGGCCUGCAAUCGCACCACACGUUGUCCCUUUUCGACGACUUUGGCGACGAAGAAUUCUCGAGGCGACGGAGCGACAAGGCCGUCUCGCGGAACGUGGCGUGGUUUCGGGACAUUGCCUCCAAGAACCAAUCACUAGCGGCGGCAUCCAGGGACGAAGCAGUGGCAUCAAACRAUGAUUCCGCGGCAUCUUCGAGUGUCUACAGCUCGUUGUUGUGGAAACCAGUUCUYCUCCCACACAAAAASGAGGAAGGACACAAACCCGAGAAGCCAUCCGAKUCCAAUCAGAACCACAACAGCAMGACGAAGCCUGUGGGAMCAUCCCCAAAAACCGAGGGGAGSAAGGACGGCGAUGGGGUGGAGCACAAUCCAUCGGGUCUCGCCUUUGUCGGGAGAUGGCAUUCUGGUAUACARCCGCACGAAUUGAUCGCUAAGCACAGCAAUAUACCGGAUCCGAUUCUGGAAUCCAUACCGUGGAAGGCCAUCCUGGCGACGUAUUCGCUCAAAGAAAUCCUGGAGGUCGCCAGCACGGGGACGAUCAAUGUGAUUGGGACGAACCUUCCGCAGAAAUGGGCAAAGGAAAAGCUGGCCCUGGGGCUCGACCUCGCAGCCAUCGGACAACCACCACCGAGCAAUGAACCCGUCGCGAUGGAUGCUACCAGCACCRCGAGCCUAGACACACAAGUCAAAACGAACGAAACCGCACUCGACCAACCAGACCCCAAGCGCCAAAAGACAACAGACCCGUCGCCAGGUGGAGCCCCACAAAUCGCUGGUGGUGCUGCUGCCGCGCACGCGAACGGAACAGCCGCGUUGAACGACGAUGGAUGCAUGGACCURUCCGACGUGUCGUAUGCACGCGAUCCGAGGCCCCUCGUUCCGGGAUGUGGGUGCUUCGUCUGCAAGGACGCUCGUUUCAGYAGGGCCUACAUACACCAUUUGGUGGUUGCCAAAGAAAUGGUGGCCGAAAUUCUACUGUUUGGCCACAACCUUCACUGCAUGUUGCAACUGACAAGAUCCUUCGACUCGAGCGACCCCAGCAGAGCAGCAGCCGUGAAGGAUUUCGUUUUUUCGAAGCUACCUUCUGUCGAUUGACGGAGCUGCYGCCCAUGUCAGUGGCCUCGGGUGUUAGCUGACACGCUGACAAUAUUACUUCCACUAUACUAGAUAUAAGGAUAGAGA
Molecule: messenger RNA, 1955 nt
Organism: Pseudo-nitzschia multistriata
Lineage: Eukaryota; Bacillariophyta; Bacillariophyceae; Bacillariales; Bacillariaceae
Source: the annotation of a GenBank genome assembly